Messenger RNA from Aspergillus lentulus, 429 nucleotides. Its product is annotated as putative short chain dehydrogenase/reductase. The record is from RefSeq and is a predicted model, not a curated record. Gene Ontology annotation, cellular component: endoplasmic reticulum. NCBI's taxonomy places the organism in Eukaryota, Fungi, Ascomycota, Eurotiomycetes, Eurotiales, Aspergillaceae. Gene Ontology annotation, molecular function: oxidoreductase activity.
AUGCCUAUCCUGAAGAAAAAUAGCCCAAGUCUCAUUCUCACCGUCUCUUCGGCAGCAGCCUAUGUGAUGCCGACCCUCACAGUAUACAGUGCCUCCAAGGGAUUCGUGGAAUCCUUCACCCGGUCGCUGCAAGCCGAAAUGACGCUCGACGGCAAAGACGUGGAAGUCCUCGGGCUACGUGUGGGAAAUACCAAUAGUCAAGGGAAUGAUGUGGCCGUGGGCCUAUUCACCCCAACCUCUCGCGGUCUGGCUUCAGCGGCCUUGAAUCGCGUCGGAUGCGGCGAACCGGUUGUCUGGGCGUAUUGGCCUCACUCCCUCCAGGGUCUGAGCUUUCAUCUAAUUCCAGGCAAUAUGCUGAUUCAGAUAUUGGGGGCCCGUCUCAGAGCCAUGAAGCGGGAGGCUGAAGCGAAACGGGCGAAGAAGAGGUAG